CUCGGCAACGGACCAAGAUGGCGGCGCCCAGUGAGGAGCUUGCGUUUGCCCCAGGGUUUGAAAAGAAUUGGGGGGCAGUUGUUCGCUCCCCAGAAGGAACUCCGCAGAAAAUCCGGCAGCUGAUAGAUGAAGGGAUCGCCCCGGAAGAAGGAGGCGCAGAAGAGACAGAGAGAAAUCGAGAGAGGAGGAAAAGACAAAGGGGGAGAGAAAGAUAGACACCUACAGAACUGCUUCACUUCACCGCUUGCCAGGAAGGACACAUCUGCCACAUUCCAGUCAGUUAAUGGAUCCCCCCAAGCUGAACAACCUCCUUUGGAAUCUACAAGGAAAGAAGCCUUCUUUAAUAGAGUUGAAACAUUUUCUUCUUUGAAAUGGGCAGGUAAGCCCCUAGAACUGUCCCCACUCGUCUGUGCCAAGUAUGGCUGGGUCACAGUAGAAUGUGACAUGCUCAAGUGCUCCAGCUGUCAAGCUUUUCUCUGUGCCACCUUACAACCAGCUUUUGAUUUUGACAGAUAUAAGGAGCGAUGUGCUGAACUGAAGAAAGCCUUGUGUACUGCCCAUGAGAAGUUCUGUUUCUGGCCAGACAGCCCGUCUCCAGAUCGAUUCGGAAUGUUGCCAUUGGAUGAGCCGACUGUCCUUGUUAAUGAAUUCCUAGAUCGUUUUCAGAGCCUUUGUCACUUGGACCUCCAACUUCCUUCUCUGAAGCCUGAGGACUUGAAAACUAUGUGCUUAACAGAAGACAAGAUCAGUCUUCUCCUACACCUGCUUGAAGAUGAGCUUGAUGGCCAAGGCGAUGAGAAACAAACUACAACCAAACUAAGCUCAGAUAUCCAAGUCCACAUCACUGCCUGUAUUCUCUCUCUCUGCGGCUGGGCAUGCAGCUCUUCCUUAGAGCCCCUGCAACUCUCCUUGAUAACAUGUGCACAGUGUACGAGGAAGGUAGGGCUGUGGGGCUUCCAGCAGCUCGAGUCAUCCAUGACUGACCUGGAUGCAUCAUUUGGCCUGACCAGCUCCCCCAGCUCAGGACCUGAUGGGCGCUCAGAGCGCUUCCUUCUGGUGCCUGAGUCUCCUCGGAGGAUGAUGACGAGGAGCCAGGACACCACAUUUUCCCCAGGCUUGGAGCAGGCUGAAAGGAGCCCAGGCCCCAUUGUCUCCCGAUCUCGAAGCUGGGACUCUUCCAAUCCACUGGACCGUCCUGACCCAGAGGCGGCCAGCCCCACCACCAGGAGCCGCCCAGUGACCCGAAGCAUGGGAACAGGAGACACCACUGGCCUGGAAGUGCCAUCCAGCCCCCUCCGGAAAGCCAAACGAGCUCGCCUCUGCUCCUCCAGCAGCUCGGACACAUCUUCCCGAAGCUUCUUUGAUCCCACCUCUCAGCAUAGAGACUGGUGUCCAUGGGUGAACAUCACAGUUGAUGAAGAAAACAGGGAGAAUGGUGGCAGCGAGGUGGAAGCCAGCCCCCCAGCGGAGCCAGGCUGGAAGCUGGUGCUGAACCUGCUCUUGGCCCACAGACAGUCCCAUCAGCCAGCGGAUACCAACUCCUUGAACCUGUCUGAAAAAUCAAGGAAGGUAUUCCGAAUAUUCCGGCAGUGGGAAUCUCUGUGCUCAUCCUGAAGAUCUCCAGUCCUUCCUGCUGAGAAGUGGAACAUGCAACUCCGUAAAAACAAAGUGUUAGGUCUCCUUUUGGUCAGCUUUCCUCUGUUCUGGCUUAAUUCUAGAGAGUCCCUACUGUGUAGUAACAAUGAGUGUCCAGAAUUGGUUACAGGAACCCAAGGACAGGGAAGAGCCAGUAAGCCUGGCUGUGUUACCAGAGCUGGGGGCUGUGACAUAGAUGCCAAGGACUCGAGCACUUGCAAUGUCAUGAGCACAGGGCGGUAUCUCACCACUUACAUCCAAGAAAUAUAACAGCGUGUAUUAAUGAAAUGUUUGUUAAGAUUCUUAA
Messenger RNA from Erinaceus europaeus (western European hedgehog), 1942 nucleotides. It is a transcript of the gene ZC3HC1, whose product is annotated as zinc finger C3HC-type containing 1. The record is from RefSeq and is a predicted model, not a curated record. Gene Ontology annotation, cellular component: nucleus. The transcript has 11 exons. Gene Ontology annotation, molecular function: zinc ion binding. Lineage: Eukaryota; Metazoa; Chordata; Mammalia; Eulipotyphla; Erinaceidae. The coding region runs from base 127 to 1614 and encodes 495 amino acids.